AUGCGAUUAAAGGCAACCGUUUACAAUCCAGUUGGCCUUCAUCGAAUCGUCCAAACAUUGGAUAAGUUUGGACCUAUAUGUGUCAUGUCAUUCUCAACAGACUCCAUUCGUUUUAUAAGUCAUGAUGAGCGUGCAGGCAGCAUUCGUGCCUGGGUUAAAGCGCAGCCGUCAGCUUUUCUUUCAAACUAUCGAAUUCAAAGCAGACUUGAGGGUUGCGAAAUCCCUUUGACUCUCCGUCUUGAGUUUCUCUUGCCUAUAACAAAAAUUGCACAAAAUGCGACCGAUGUCAAAAUAUCUUUAAAACGGUCUGAAAAUCAGAACCGAGAAGGUAGACUUUGUCGACUUGUUCAGAACAUUAGUGUGGUUGCAGUAUCCCAGGCGACAAUGCCAGCUAUCAGAGAUCCGAUUGCUGUAAAUUCACCUCAUGUGUUCAUUUUCUUGCCUAGUAUGAAUUCGCUCAAGCCAGUUGCUGAUAGACUUAGGCAGAUUGGAAAGUAUAUGUAUAUCUCUGCAAACAUGGCAGGCGAAUUGAAGCUUAUUGUUGCAAACGAUGUUGCUGAAUCUGAUUAUGAGCUAGAAGAUGUCCGUAAAUUUGCUACUGUUCGUAUAACAACAGAAGAUUUUGUCAAUUUUAUGAACAGCUAUCAGCUCGUACCUGACAAUGUGAUUUGCUCCAUUACGGACAACGAGCAAUUAGCCUUUUAUCUUUAUAUUAACAAUGAUAUACACCACCAAGCAGAUCCCAGCGUUGUUCGAUCAAGUGCUAUAGACCAAACUGUCAUGACAUGUUUUGUACCUGUUUGUCAAGAAUAUUAA
Messenger RNA from Phycomyces blakesleeanus NRRL 1555(-), 816 nucleotides. RefSeq lists its product as hypothetical. The coding region runs from base 1 to 816 and encodes 271 amino acids. Gene Ontology annotation, biological process: nucleotide-excision repair; double-strand break repair via homologous recombination; mitotic DNA replication checkpoint signaling. Lineage: Eukaryota; Fungi; Mucoromycota; Mucoromycetes; Mucorales; Phycomycetaceae. Gene Ontology annotation, cellular component: site of double-strand break; nucleolus; checkpoint clamp complex. The transcript has 8 exons. The record is from RefSeq and is a predicted model, not a curated record.